Messenger RNA from Pleuronectes platessa (European plaice), 1905 nucleotides. Its product is annotated as matrilin-2. The coding region runs from base 1 to 1905 and encodes 634 amino acids. Gene Ontology annotation, molecular function: calcium ion binding. The transcript is spliced from 10 exons. NCBI's taxonomy places the organism in Eukaryota, Metazoa, Chordata, Actinopteri, Pleuronectiformes, Pleuronectidae. The record is from RefSeq and is a predicted model, not a curated record.
AUGAGGAUCCUGGCCCUCGGCCUCGUCUGCCUGUUUUGCUGUAAUGCAGUUCGGGUUGAGAGGCGUCGUCCCAGACCAAUCAUGUCCAGAAGGAAGAAUGAGACUGAUGUCCAAAGCAAAGCAGCACAGAACUCUUGCAAGGCCAUCCCACUGGAUUUUGUCUUUGUCAUCGACAGCUCCAGAAGCAUCCGUCCCAACGACUAUGAGAAGGUCAAAACCUUCAUCAUCAACGUGAUUCAGUUCCUCACGAUUGGCCCUGAUGCGACACGGGUUGGUCUGCUUCAGUAUGGCAGCGUGGUCCAGCCUGAGUUCUCCCUCAACAACUACACCAAUAAGGCGGAAGUGGAGCAGGCAGUGAGGAACAUGGAGCACCUUGCCUCAGGGACUAUGACCGGUCUGGCCAUCCAGUACACCAUGGAAACUGCCUUCACAGAGGAAGAGGGAGCACGGCCGACAAACCUGCACAUCCCACGAAUUGCUAUGAUUGUGACUGAUGGGAGGCCACAGGACACGGUAGAGGAGCCUGCAGCUCAGGCGAGGCAGGUUGGCAUCCAGAUCUUUGCUAUCGGAGUGGGCAGGGUGGAUAUGAACACCCUGAAGGCCAUAGGGAGCGAGCCUCACUCUGAGCAUGUUCACCUGGUGGCCAACUUCAGCCAGAUAGAAACCCUCAUCUCUGUGUUCCAGUCCAAACUGUGUGGAGUUUCAGAGAUGUGUGAGGUUGUGGACCAUCAGUGCCAACAUAUCUGUGUGAGCAGCCCUGCUUCGUACCGGUGCCAGUGCAGGGAAGGGUUCAUCCUAAACCCUGAUGGAAAGACAUGUACAGAAAUUGAUCACUGUGCUGACGGCACCCAUGGCUGUGAGCAGGAGUUUAUUAACACCAACGACUCCUGUGUGUGUAAAUGCAGAAAAGGCUACACACUCAACCCUGACGGAAAAACUUGCAAGAAUACUGAUCACUGUGCUUAUGGGAAACAUGGCUGUGAGCACGACUUCAUGAACACUGAAGAUUCAUGUGUGUGUAAAUGCAGAGAAGGAUACACACUGCGACCUGAUGGCAAAACAUGUCAGAGUCUGGAUCUAUGUCAGACUGUGGACCAUGGCUGUGAACAUCAGUGUGUCAGCACCACUGACUCUUGCGUCUGCAGAUGUUUUGAAGGAUAUAUCUUGGCUGAGGAUGGGAAGAGCUGUAAAAAGCCAGAGUGUGGCCAUGGAGUCAUGGAUCUGGUUUUUGUGAUCGAUGGCUCGAAGAGUCUGGGCCCUGCCAACUUCGAGCUUGUGAAACACUUUGUAAACGGCAUUGUGGACUCGCUGGACAUUUCCAAGACAGGCACACACGUCGGCCUUCUUCAGUAUUCCACCAAAGUCUGCACCCAGUUCACCCUGGGCCAGUACACCACAGCGCAGGACGUCAAACAGGCUGUGGCCCGGAUGCAGUACAUGGGGAGAGGUUCUAUGACGGGCUCAGCCCUACGUCACAUGUUUGAGUUCAGCUUUUCAGUCAAAGAGGGUGCCAGGCCAAACACUCCACGUGUCACUGUUGUGUUCACUGAUGGGAGAUCACAGGAUGAUGUCUCUGAAUGGGCGACUAAAGCAAAGAACUCUGGGAUCACCAUGUAUGCCUUGGGUGUUGGAAAAGCCAUUGAGCAGGAGCUGAGAGAAAUAGCCUCUGAGCCUGAUGAAAAGCAUUUUUACUAUGCAGAGGAUUUUGAAAAGAUGGGAGAAAUUAAAAAGAAGCUCAAAUCCAGGAUAUGUAAAGACAAACCAGCUGAUGAAAACAUGUGCCAGUGUGAGAACGUGAUCAUGUUUCAAAACCAGGUCACUGAGAAGCUGAAGAACCUAUUCCAGAAUAUUGAGACCAUGUCCGAAAAGCUGGAGAAACUGGAGAAUCAAGUUGUGCACAAAUAA